ACGGGUCUAUUUCUUUUUGAUAUUCAAUAGUUUGCAAUUCCAACAGUCAGUCAUAAUUACCCAUGCAUAUUGGAAACGAACUAACACGUAGUUGUUUAUCUAACCAGCUUUUUCCGAUGUAAUUGCUUGUAGCUAGUUACUAGCUAACUCACAUACCGGUAACCUUAGGUAGCCGCUGUCUAUAAUGCUUCACAAUAACAGUAACGUUAGUUAGCGAGCUAAUAGCUGCUGCUUAGCCCUUUCAGUUUGACAAAUGCCAAAGGUUUUAGGCACUUUUUGGGAUAAAUCCUUUAUCGUGAUGUAAAAAUACUUUACAAAUUGGCAGCCUCGAUGUUGAGAUGAGAUAAUUAUUUACCGACCAGUUUCCAGUACAUGAUUUAGCAGUGAGUGUACAUGAUGAAUCGUCCCAAGCCUACAACGAUCAGGCGGCCUAGUGCUGCAAAGCCCUCAGGUCACCCUCCUCCUGGAGAUUUCAUAGCAUUGGGGUCAAAGAGUGGCGGAGAGUCCAAAGCACCUGCAGUUCUCCUUAAGCCAGCGUCCACCUUACCCACUGACCGUAAACGAGAGACCUCCUCGUCACUUCCAUCCUCCUCUGGCCUGUCCGGCCUAGUGAAGCGCCCCAAGAUCUCCUCUACCCCUCCGGUCAGCGCCCUAGGACGAUUGGCUGAUGUGGCAGCAGUGGACAAAAGGGCUAUAUCGCCUUCGAUCAAGGAGCCCUCAGUGGUGCCCAUAGAAGUCCCCCCAGCAGUGCUCCUGGAUGAGAUUGAGAAUGCAGAGCAGGAUGGAAAUGAUGAUCGCAUUGAAGGGGUGCUCUGUGGAGCUGUCAAACAGCUGAAGAUGAACCGGGCCAAACCUGACAUAACACUAUACCUCAGCCUCAUGUUCCUGGCCAAGAUUAAGCCCAAUCUCUUCGCCACUGAAGGCAUUAUUGAGGCCUUGUGCAGUCUCCUUCGCCGGGAUGCCUCCAUCAACUUCAAAGCAAAGGGCAACAGUCUGGUGUCUGUGCUAGCUUGCAACCUGCUGAUGGCAGCCUAUGAGGAGGAUGAGAACUGGCCAGAGAUCUUUGUCAAAGUGUACAUUGAGGACUCUUUGGGGGAGCGAAUUUGGGUAGACAGUUCCCAUUGUAAGAAUUUUGUGGACAAUAUCCAGACUGCCUUCAGUACCAAAAUGCCCCCAAAGAGUAUGCUGCUGCAGUUGCAGACUGACACUGGCCGCUCCGGUGGAGAUAUCAGUGCAGGGAGCAGUCCUCACCCCUCCACCCCAGAUGAGGAUGACAGCCAGACUGAAUUGCUGAUUGCUGAGGAGAAACUUAGUCCUGAAGAUGAUGGACAAGUUAUGCCAAGGUACGAGGAGCUGUCUGAGAGUGUGGAGGACUAUGUUCUAGAUGUCCUGAAGGACCAGUUGAACCGCAGGCAGCCCAUGGACAAUGUGUCCCGUAACCUGCUGCGUCUGCUCACUGCCACCUGUGGCUACAAGGAGGUGCGGCUUAUGGCUGUGCAGAGGCUGGAGAUGUGGCUGCAGAAUCCAAAGCUGACCCGUCCAGCUCAGGACCUUCUCAUGUCUCUCUGUAUGAACUGCAACUCCCAUGGAGCGGACGACAUGGAGGUGAUCUCCAACCUCAUCAAGAUCCGCCUGAAACCUAAAGUCAUCCUCAAUCACUACAUGCUCUGUGUCAGGGAGCUACUGAAUGCACACAAAGACAACCUGGGAACUAUGGUGAAGCUGGUGAUCUUCAACGAGCUGUCCAAUGCCAGGAACCCCAACAACAUGCAAGUCCUUCACACACUGCUCCAGCACAGCCCAGAGCAGGCCCCUAAGUUCCUGGCCAUGGUGUUCCAGGACCUGCUGACCAAUAAGGAUGAUUAUCUGCGUGCUUCUCGGGCCUUGCUGAGAGAGAUCAUCAAACAGACCAAGCACGAGAUCAACUUCCAGUCCUUCUGCCUGGGUCUGAUGCAGGAAAGGAAGGAGGCCACCUACGUCGACAUGGAGUUCAAAGAGCGAUUUGUGAUCCAGGUGACAGACCUGCUCACGUGCUCCAUGAUGCUGGGCAUCACAGCUCAGGUCAAGGAGGCUGGCGUUGCGUGGGACAAAGGAGAGAAGAAGAAUCUGGAUGGUCUGAGAUCCUUUCAGAAUAAUAUCGCUGCCAUUCAGAGGGAUGCUGUGUGGUGGCUUCACACUGUUGUUCCCACAAUUGCCAAAGUGCCAUCCAAGGACUAUAUACACUGUCUUCACAAGGUGCUUUUCACAGAGCAACCAGAGACCUACUACAAGUGGGAUAACUGGCCCCCUGAGAGCGACAGAAAUUUCUUCCUGCGGCUGUGCUCUGAAGUGCCUCUGCUGGAGGACACUCUGAUGCGUAUCCUGGUCAUCGGACUGUCCCGUGACCUGCCCCUGGGCCCGGCCGACGCCAUGGAGCUGGCGGACCACCUGGUGAAGAGGGCGGCCGGGGUCCAGUCUGAUGGUACAACAUCUGCAACAGCAAUGGAUCUGGAUGUGUUGAGAGUAGAGCGGAUCCAGCUGAUUGACGCAGUGCUGAACCUGUGCACCUACCACCACCCAGAGAACAUUCAGCUUCCUGCGGGCUAUACUCCUCCGAACCUGGCGAUAGCCACACUCUACUGGAAAGCGUGGCUCCUGCUACUUGUGGUGGCCGCUUUCAAUCCACAGCAAAUAGGCUUGGCUGCCUGGGACGGCUAUCCCACACUGAAAAUGCUCAUGGAGAUGGUCAUGACAAAUAACUACUCCUACCCUCCAUGCACGGUGGCCGAUGAGGAGACCAAGACAGAGAUGAUCAACCGGGAGCUGCAGGUGUCCCAGAGAGAGAAGCAGGAGAUCCUGGCCUUCGAGAGCCACCUGGCGGCUGCCUCCACCAAGCAGACCAUCACAGAGAGCAACAGCCUGCUGCUGUCCCAGCUCACCAGUCUGGACCCACAGGGCCCCCCUCGCAAACCCCCACCCGCAGUCCAGGAGCAGGUGAAGAGCCUUAACCAGUCCCUUCGCCUGGGUCACCUCCUCUGUCGCUCUCGCAACCCUGACUUCCUGCUCAACAUCAUCCAGAGACAGGCCUCCUCUCAGUCAAUGCCCUGGCUGGCUGACCUGGUGCAGUCCAGUGAGGGGUCCUUAGACGUGCUGCCUGUGCAGUGCCUGUGUGAAUUCCUGCUUCACGAUGCUGCAGAUGACAACUUGCCCAUCGAGGAUGACGAGGAAGGAGAGAGCAAAGAGCAGAGAGCCAAGAAAAGACAAAGGCAACAAAAGCAGCGGCAGCUCCUUGGACGGCUGCAGGAUCUGCUGUUGGGUCCUAAAGCUGACGAACAGACCACGUGUGAGGUGUUGGACUACUUCCUGCGCCGCCUCAGCUCUUCUCAAGUGGCGUCAAGAGUCCUGGCUAUGAAGGGUCUGUCGCUGGUGCUGACUGAGGGGGGUCUGAAGGAUGGAGAGGAGAGGGACCAGCCCAUGGAGGAGGACUCCAGAGAUGCUGAGCUCCUGCCAGGAUACCAGUGGCUCCUGCAGGACCUCCCCAAGCUGCCCCUGUUCGACAGCGUCCGGGGCAUGACCUCCACCGCUCUGCAGCAGGCCAUCCACAUGGAGACAGACCCACAGACAAUCAGCGCCUACCUCAUCUACCUGUCCCAGCAUGCACCAGUGGAGGAGCAGGCGUCUCACAAUGACCUCGCUCUGGAUGUGGCCCGUCUGAUUGUCGAGCGCUCCACCAUCAUGAACAGCCUGUUUUCCAAGUACUCCUGCCGGCCCGAGUCAGACGCUGUGCUCUCAGCCCUCAUCUCCAUCUUCUCGAGCUACAUCAGGAGGAUGAGGAAGACCAAGGAGGGAGAGGACCUCUACAGCUGGUCAGAAUCUCAGGACCAGGUGUUUCUGCGUUGGACCACAGGGGAGACUGCCACCAUGCACAUUCUGGUGGUCCAUGCCAUGGUCAUUCUCCUGACGCUCGGGCCACCCAAAGAGGAGAGUGAUUUCUUCAACCUCCUGGACAUCUGGUUCCCCGACAAGAAACCCCUCCCCACCGCCUUCCUGGUGGACACCUCCGAGGAGGCCCUGCUGCUACCUGAUUGGUUGAAGCUGAGGAUGAUCCGGUCAGAGGUUUCACGAUUGGUGGAUGCAGCGCUGCAGGAUCUGGAGCCCCAGCAGCUGCUGCUGUUUGUCCAGUCGUUUGGCAUCCCUGUGUCCAGUAUGAGUAAACUGCUGCAGUACCUGGACCAGGCUGUAUCCCACGACUCACAGACACUGGAACAGAACAUCAUGGACAAAAACUACAUGGCUCAUCUGGUGGAGGUGCAGCAUGAGCGAGGCGCCACAGGGGGGCACACUUUCCACGGGUUGCUCAGCUCCUCUCUCCCUCCUCGCAGAGAUAGUACUGAGGUGAACAGAGCCAAAGUUACUGUGGAAACUCCUAGUGGCUCCUUGAAGAUGAGAGCCAAUCAGAUCCCAGUGAUUGGGCCUGAGGAUGACCUCACCGGCAUGUUGCUUCAG
Oncorhynchus gorbuscha (pink salmon) is the source of this 4485-nucleotide messenger RNA. Its product is annotated as integrator complex subunit 1-like. The record is from RefSeq and is a predicted model, not a curated record. NCBI's taxonomy places the organism in Eukaryota, Metazoa, Chordata, Actinopteri, Salmoniformes, Salmonidae. Gene Ontology annotation, cellular component: integrator complex. Gene Ontology annotation, biological process: U2 snRNA 3'-end processing.